AUGGCAGUUUCCACAUUGGGAAGCUUCUCGGGAAGGUUCCCUCUUGGGAAACGAACCGGAAGCGAAGGCGGCCAGCGCACACCAUCUUCCAACAACAUCAUGUCUCACGAGCGUCGAUUCCCGUUUCCCAACGGGGAUGAUAAGGCGUACAUUAGGUACCUCGAAGAGUUGGUAAUUAUGGGACAGGUUUUGAAGACACAUCAGUUGACUGGCCCUGUGAGUCAACAGAAGUGGAUGAGGCAGCUAGACCACUUCACUGAGAACAUUCUCAAGCUCGUUGCCUCCGAUGAUGCAUGGAAUGAACGGCGGCAGUCCUCCGGCGUUGCUACACCCGCCCGAAAUGCAACGGCCUUGAAUUUGAUCCUGGGUUGCCAGGUAAACGCCAUUUACGCCGAUAAUCUUCCCGCCGGAAACCCGGUCCUUGCGCCGAGCCCUAGCGGUGAUUACCAUGAUUUGGUCCUGAAUGGGUACAGAUAUGGGGAAUUCAUGAUCAGCUGCAAGGAAGACCGGGAUUUCGCGAAGACAGUGGUAGCCUUCCAGAACCUGGUGUUCUGCAGUUACUGUUUGGUCAUUUCGGAAAUCAUGAAGUCCAAAGGCUCCGGCGCAGAUAAGUCCACUCCGGCCAUCAAUAAAAUGAUGAGGGCCUAUCUAGAUGGAUCGCAGGACGACAAGACUCUGAGGAAGUAUCGUGGCGGUGCGAAAUGGUAUAAUCGGUGUAUGGCAACCCUCUUGGCAAAUGGCUGGGGGUACAAGGCUUGGGAGAUCUUUCUACUCGGUAUGUGUCGAGGCUUCUCGGACUUUCGGCCACGCUGA
Penicillium malachiteum is the source of this 813-nucleotide messenger RNA. RefSeq lists its product as uncharacterized. The record is from RefSeq and is a predicted model, not a curated record. The coding region runs from base 1 to 813 and encodes 270 amino acids. The transcript has a single exon. Lineage: Eukaryota; Fungi; Ascomycota; Eurotiomycetes; Eurotiales; Aspergillaceae.